GAUCGUUGCUCAGUACAUGCGUCAACUUUCUUCCGUAUAGUUCGUUGUGCGCAUGCGCUAACUAUGUCAAACGGCUGUCCGUGAUUUUCACUAUUUGUCAUAACUUCAUCGCUAGCUCCAUUAAUUAUCUUCCAGUUACAUUUUUAAUUAAAAAAAAAACGUUAAAAAUGCUAUCUGAUUACUCAGGUUUAGAGCAGUGCGGUAUAGCUUUUAUCAUUUUGGUUUUGUUAUAUGUGCUUAGAUUUUUCUUCAGACUUAUUUAUUUGUGUUAUCUGGGCCCACCUGUGAAUCAAGUGGAUUUCCCAUCGAAGGGGAAAUGGGCUGUUAUUACCGGAUGUACUGAUGGCAUCGGCAAGGAAUACGCACAUCAGCUGGCAAGCCGCAGCUGUAACAUCGUGCUGAUCAGCCGCUCGAUGACAAAACUGCAGGAUACUGCCCAGGAAAUCGAAAAUAAAUACGGCGUGACAACAAAGAUCAUACAAGUGGAUUUCACCGAAGGCGAGGAAAUAUAUGACAAAAUAGAAAAGGAGAUUGCGGACCUCGAGAUUGGUACCCUGGUUAACAAUGUGGGCGUGUCCUAUCCUUACCCGGAAUACUUCCUGGACAUACCCGAUCAGACUAAAACCGUGGAUAACAUAAUAAAGGCGAACUGCAUGCCGGUGACCCGUAUGACAAAGAUCGUCAUGCCUGGUAUGAAGGAGCGAGGCGGUGGUGUGAUCGUUAACAUUGGCUCCGCAUCCUCGGCUAUACCAAGCCCUCUGCUCACCGUUUACGCUGCUUCUAAGGCUUAUGUUGACAAGUUCACGGAAGGUAUCAAUAUGGAAUAUAGCAAAUACGGUAUUAUUGUCCAAUGCGUAUUGCCCGGUUUCGUCUGCUCAAAUAUGUCAGGGAUUCGUCGAAGCACUUUCUUUGCACCUACCGCUAAACAAUUUGUUAACUCCGCAAUCAGACUCGUGGGAACAACGUGCAGAACAAAUGGGUAUUUUCCACACGCUUUGUUCGUGAAGACUCUCAACGCGUUACACGCUCUAACAGGACCCUUCCUGGUCUGGCUCGUCACAAGAUCUAUGGAAAACACGCGAAGAAAAGCUAUGAAGAAGUAUAAACAACAAUAAUUUUAUUCACUAACCUUAGUGUUAUUAGUAAAAUAUGAUCUCUAUCUGACCUUGUCUAUACAUGUGAAAAAUAAUUUAUAAUUCAAAUUUGAAUAUCAAUUGCUUUGUAAUUUUCACACGUUUUACAUAACAAUAGAAACCUACGCUUAAGAUCGUAACUGGUUUUUUGAUUGAAAUUGGAAUAUCUUAUUUUUUGUUUUUAAUGUACAUUAAUUACUUUUAAAAAUAUAUAUUUUUUUGUUGUGAUUUUAGGUGCAAUCUAAUGGACAAGUUUAUUUAGAGAUCAUUUUAGUCGAACUAAUGUGUAUUGAAUGUAAUAUUACCUCUAUGUGUAAAGCUACGUAAAACUCUUUGCCGGAAAUAUUUUGCAUUACUCCAAGUCGAUUGAUUUCCUUUAAUUUUGCUUAUUAUUAAUUUAUUUUCUUCUAAUGUUUCCGCAUCUUAUUUCCGGCGUGUAUUUAAAUCUUUUAAACAUUUUAAUUCCAAAUUCAAAUCUUUUAAUUUAUUCAAAAUAUUCGAGGCGUUA
Molecule: messenger RNA, 1641 nt
Organism: Papilio polytes (common Mormon)
Lineage: Eukaryota; Metazoa; Arthropoda; Insecta; Lepidoptera; Papilionidae
Gene: spidey
Product: very-long-chain 3-oxoacyl-CoA reductase
Exons: 6
Coding region: 168-1115 (315 amino acids)
Cellular component (GO): endoplasmic reticulum
Molecular function (GO): oxidoreductase activity
Source: RefSeq, a predicted model, not a curated record